Symbiodinium natans is the source of this 1953-nucleotide messenger RNA. NCBI's taxonomy places the organism in Eukaryota, Dinophyceae, Suessiales, Symbiodiniaceae. The record is from the annotation of a GenBank genome assembly.
AUGAGCGAUGGCUCUCCAAUGGCACAGGUGGCUAUCCCUUCCUUUUCUUUCCGGAGAAGGCUUGGACUCCAGAGGAGACUGGCUUUUCUCCUCUUGGCACAAGAGGCCGCGGCGAGCAAUCGAAGAUUUCGAGGUCUACAAGCAGCCACCUCGACUUUCACAACGACAAGGACUAUUGACCCUUGUCCAUCUUCGACGACGGCGUGUGAAUGUGCCGCUGGAGAGAUUUGUGUCUGGAAGCCCUAUUCAGGGGGCGGAGGUGUGUGCGAGAAUGUCGGUACCAAGGGGCAUAUCGACUGCUUCCUGUGUGCGCAGCAGGAACACUGCGCCACGAUAACUUGUCCUGGCAUUACCACUGCAUGUGCAUGUGCUGCAGCUGCUGGCUGCGCUUGGGCUGACGCGGCCUCUGGAUGUGUGAGCUCACUGCUGUCGUCAACUUCCUGCACCGCUUGUCCAACACAAGCAGGGUGCGACGUUGACCCGCCUCAGCUUGCAAGCUACUUUCCACAGCGAGGAGGUUCCCACAGCAGCGGCUCGGAUCUCCGUGUCGUCUUGCGGUUCACGGAGAAUGUCAGGUGGUGUAGUGGCUCCUCCAUAUCGUCAGGCGUGAGUUUUUGGUGCGCGGGAAGCGUUAACGAGCAAUCAGUUCCUCGAACGCACAUGCAGAUAUCAUCCAGAACUUUGAGCAUCGAUAUGUCUUGGUAUCUAUCCACGAUACAGCUGGAGAGCGCGAGGACCUGUGGCAUUUCGAUUGAGCCCAUGACGGUUUGUGACGAGGAUGCGGUUCCAUAUGCCGGGCUGUCGAGAGAAGACUACAGUUUCCAGCUGCUGGACACGAAUCCUCCGAUACUCAUCGAUUUCGAUCCAAACAGCAUGUCGGUGGCUGUCCCCCUGGACGGCGCUGUAAACCUCUUGUGGAGUGAGCCGGUGCUGCUGGCUUCAGGGGAUCUGACGGCUACGCUGAGUCGGUUGGAGGUGGACAGCACUGGCACCACCACUGCGGUGCAAUCGGUUCCGAUUGUCCUCAAGGCGCCCUCGGCGGAGAUCCUCUCGUCUUCGCUAUUGCGCAUCCACCUGGACACUUUGUUGAGGUCUGGCAAGACGUACACGCUGGAGCUGCCGGAAGGUGCGGUCAGGGAUAUGGCCGGCAACCCUUCUGCUCAUCUCCCUGCGCAAGCAUACAACUUUCGAGCUGCAACCGGUACGAAUGUGUCGGGCACCCCGCAGCAGACAACCAGCAGCACCGCGGUGGGAAUCGUGAUUUUGAUAGUGUCCUUGACCGUGUUCUGCACACUUGCUGCCGGCAUCGGAACUAUCAAGCUUUGGCGAUCCCACGCCAACAAAUUGAAGGCUUACCUCCCGCAGGAGGGAGCAGGAAGAAGAAAGCCGGCGCAAUCGGCCCCUAUCAGCAUUCCGGUGCCUGAGACGACCAAGCCUGCUUACGACAAGAGUGCCUCAGCCUCACCCUUUGCGGAAGAGAAAGCUCGCGCAGAGACGGCCUAUCGCUCAGCCGCGGCUGCAGCCGAACGGCUCGGGAAAGAUGCUGGGAGUAACAGUGCCAACAGUGCCAACAGUGAGUCCAAGCCUGCUUCGGGUGCAACCUGGGCCCAACGGCCAGGCAGCAAAACGGGGCCUUCGCCGUCGCCCAAGGUUCACCCUGGUUUCAAUGCCGGCCGGAACAGGCGGUCCACCCCUCCACCGGCUGGUGAAGGUUCCAGUGGUGGCAACAAGGCGCCAGCAUCGGCGCCUGCUCCGGAAACGAACCUGUCGCCAGAGGUCAAGGCUGUGGAGAAGCGUUUGCACGACACCAUGGAUCAGCCAAUCGCUACGAGGAGGAAGCUCUUCAAGGAGCUUCUUGUCGAGUAUCACCCGGACAAGAAUUCCUCAGCACACGCAAAAGAGGUCUUUCAGUAUGUUAAUAAUGCUCGCAGCUGGUUCCUGGUUGAGACUUGA